CUGCCUCUCUCGGAUCUCCUGCAAGCGGCUGUCCAUACCCCAACUCCGGUUUGCCACUGCCCUUCCGGGAAAGCUUGAUAAUUGGGCAGAGAGAUUCCAGCUCAACUUUCCUCCCGAGUUACUGGAGCACCCGAUCCGGAUAGAGGGUGAAUGACUUGGCCGGUCCUGGGUCCGGAUUCCUGUCCCAGAGGUGAAAGGUCACUGUAUCUGUGUUAUAGAAAAAGUUGAGUUAAAAGCUUGUCAAGGGGACAGUUCUAGCCUCAUUAAACAAAAAAGAAAUCUGAAUGAUUUGGUUAAGUCUUGAAGAUUUUACAAGUGAAGAUGGAAGACCAAACUCUGCAUUUUCGCCAUAUGCUACUGUUUUACUUUAAUAAAGGGAAGAAUGCACAUCAAGCUUAUGAAAAGUUGCGUCAAGUCUACAGCGAGAGUGCGCCAGAAGAAUGUGAGUGUGAGCGGUGGUUCUCAAAAUUCCGUGCUGGUGAUUUUGAUCUCAACGACGUUCCAAGGGCAGGGAGGCCUGUCAAGGUUGACGACGACAAAACAUUAUAAAUAAGACUCUUAGUUUUUUUCUUUUUCUUUUUCUUUUUCUUUUUUUUUACUGUUUUGUUCUUGUGGUUGAACAAAGCACAAAUCUUUGCUGUGAACAUUGCUAUUUCAUUGACAUUGCUGGUAUCAUUGAGGUCUCUCCUUGAGCUGCCAUCAUGUCUAAGUCCCAGUCUUCUAAGGAGCCAGAGCAGCUGCGGAAACUCUUCAUUGGCGGUCUGAACUUUGACACCACCAGUGAGAGUUUGAGGAGCCAUUUUGAGCAGUGGGGGACAGUCACCGACUGUGAGGUCAUGAGAGACCCAGACACUAAGGGCUCCCGAGGCUUUGGCUUUGUUACCUACGCCACUGUGGCGGAGGCAGAUGCCGUCAUGAACGCAAAGCCACACAGGGUGGAUGGCAGAGUGGUGGCACCCAAGAGGGCUCUCUCCAGAGAAGAUUCUCACAGGCCCGGUGCUCACUUGACAGUGAACAAGAUCUUUGUUGGGGGCGUGAAGGAAGACACAGAAGAACACCACCUAAGAGACUACUUUGAGCAGUUUGGCAAGAUUGAAGAGAUUGAGAUCAUGACUGAGCGAGGCAGUGGCAGGAAGAGAGGUUUUGCUUUUGUCACCUUUGAUGACCACGACGUGGUAGACAAGAUCGUGAUCCAGAAAUACCACACCGUGAACGGCCACCACUGUGAAGUCAGGAAAGCUUUAUCGAAGCAAGAGAUCGCCACUGCUUUGUCCAGACAGAGAGGCCGCCGUGGCCGUGGUCGUGGAGGUUUCGGUGGGAACGAUGGCUUCGGUGGUGGUGGUGGGUACGGUGGCCGAGGUGACGGCUAUGAUGGAUUUGGCUAUGACAGAAGUGGUUUUGGAGGUGGGGGAGGCUAUGGCGAUUUUGGCGGCUACAACCGUCACUCUUCCGGCUUCGGACCCAUGAAAGGAAACAUUGGAGGCCGGAGCUCUGGCCCCUAUGGUGCUGGGGGUCGGUACUUUGGCAAAGUACGAAGCCAGGGUGGUCGUGGCCGUGGCCGAAGCGCUGACAGAAGAGUCUGAUGCCUCACCAGGAGAAAGCUGAGCCAGAGAGGAGAGCCUGGAAAGUGAUGGGAAGCUACAGGUUCUAAUGUAUUUGUGAGCUCAGCCAAAUACAGGACCUGUGAGGAUGUGUUUGAGGCAGUUCUCUUGUGUAUGGGCAAAAGUGACUAAUUGUGUCACAAGUUAUUUUAGUUCCUAUUCGUAGAAAAUGUAAAGCAUUCCAAGAGUACGUGUGCGCGCGCACUUGCACCCAUGUUGUUGCCUGCUAAAUGGAAGAUCAUGACACUAAACAAAUGUGUCUAAAACGUGUGCCCUCUGCUGGAGGCAACAGACAGUUCAAGUGCUUCUUUAGGUCUGUCUUCUGAACUGCUCUUGUGAAGCACAGAGUAAUAGUAUAACCCUCCAGCGGUGUAAGCAGAUUGAAGAACCAGAGACAUAAUAAGCUUGUUACAACUUGAACUGACUUUAAUUUCUUGUUCAACAGUUUCAUUUUAAUUUUUAAGAAUAUGUAUAGAAUUGGUAUUGUUUUUUUUCCUUAAAUAUUUGGAUAAAAUCUGUAAAACCAUAUGGACAAAAAAAAUAAUAAAAUUUAAAAAGUUA
Molecule: messenger RNA, 2162 nt
Organism: Erinaceus europaeus (western European hedgehog)
Lineage: Eukaryota; Metazoa; Chordata; Mammalia; Eulipotyphla; Erinaceidae
Product: heterogeneous nuclear ribonucleoprotein A1-like
Exons: 4
Coding region: 702-1583 (293 amino acids)
Molecular function (GO): RNA binding
Source: RefSeq, a predicted model, not a curated record